Messenger RNA from Morone saxatilis (striped sea-bass), 3033 nucleotides. RefSeq names its product neuropeptide Y receptor Y4 (gene npy4r). Gene Ontology annotation, molecular function: neuropeptide binding; neuropeptide Y receptor activity. The transcript has a single exon. The record is from RefSeq and is a predicted model, not a curated record. Gene Ontology annotation, cellular component: neuron projection; plasma membrane. Gene Ontology annotation, biological process: G protein-coupled receptor signaling pathway. The coding region runs from base 49 to 1401 and encodes 450 amino acids. NCBI's taxonomy places the organism in Eukaryota, Metazoa, Chordata, Actinopteri, Moronidae.
GAUGGACAGUUUAAUGCUGGGGGCUGGUGACACUGAAGUCCUGGUGAGAUGUCCUUGAGUGGCAACACGAGCCAGUCUUCUCCGUCAACGACAGCUCUGCCUCUGUCCCUCAACAGCUCCACCAUUCCACGUUCCCUACCAUGGGAGGAGGGAAGAACCAGUCAUGAGUCUGUGCAGGAGUGGCUGGGGAAUAAGACCCAGCUCCUCUCAGACCUCUCUGUUCUCGGGCAUGAUGAGCAGUGCCCUAUGUCUGCUGUCCUCACGGCAUGUCUUGUAGUGUGGUACAGCCUUACAAUGGUGCUGGGGAUGCUGGGGAACAUCGGCCUCAUUUCCAUCAUCACCCGUCGCAGAGAAAAAGUCAACGUUACCAGCAUUUUCAUCUGCAACCUGUCAUUCUCUGACAUUCUGGUGUGUGUCUUUUGCCUCCCCUUCACCGUCAUAUACACGCUAAUGGACCAUUGGGUGUUUGGGUCUCUGUUAUGUCGUCUGGUGCCGUUCAUCCAGUGUGUGUCUGUGACCGUGUCUGUGCUCUCGCUGGUUUUCAUCGCUCUGGAAAGGCAUCAGCUCAUCAUUAACCCCUCUGGAUGGAAACCAAGUAUUCCCCAGGCCUAUAUUGCGCUUGUUCUCAUUUGGAUUAUUGCCUGUUUCACAUCCUCACCUUUCUUGGCCUUUCAGCUCCUCACAAAUGAGCCCUAUGUAAUACCAAUCCCGCCGGAGUCUCAGCUCCAUCAGCAAGCAUCUCCUCAGGCCUAUCUCAAUGCAUCUCCACCUCAAUCGGUCUCCUACACAUUCAAAAACUCAUCUGGUCUUCCAAAUUCAUACCGUACCCUCUUUUCUUACAUCCCCGCCUCUCCACAUAUGGAGGCCUGUCUGGAGCACUGGCCAUCCCAGCAUCACAGGCUUGCUUACACCACAUGGCUCCUGCUCUUUCAGUACUGUGGUCCACUGCUGUUGGUCCUGCUCUGUUACAUUAGAGUUUUUGUGCGUCUUCGCCACCGCAAAGACAUGCUGGACCGCGCCAGGACCCCAGAAAGCCAGCGCAUGACCCACAGCCGUCGAAUCAACAUCAUGCUCGUUGCCCUCAUAACAGCCUUUGCUCUUUGCUGGCUUCCGCUCACCAUCUUCAAUGUGGUGUCAGACUGGAACCAGGAGGCUCUCCCCAUCUGCCACCACAACCUGCUGUUCUCCCUCUGCCACCUGCUGGCCAUGUCCUCCACCUGCAUCAACCCCAUCAUCUACGGCUUCCUCAACUCCAACUUUCGGCAGGAGGUGAGAGAGGUGCUCCUGCACUGCCGCUGUAGCCCGCUAGAAGAAGAGUGUGAGCGUUUCCCCAUGUCCACCGUGCACAUGGAAAUGUCCCGCACCUCUGUGCCUGUCAACUGCAAGAGCAACUCUGUUUGACUUUGAUGUUACAGUUAAGGAUGUAGUCACAUAAACUGUACAGGUGUAGGACUUACUUCUGUUUGUUCUACCUUUAAUGACAGUUUUGACAGUGGUUUAAAGUGCAACAUUUUUGUCAGUAUUUAGAAGUGAAGUGUGCAGUAUAAUGUUGGUUUAUCUUUUUAUGAAGUAGCGUUUUAUGAAGAGUGUGUUGAUGUGAAAAACUCAAAAGAAAAGUGCCAUUUUAAACUACUCUGUUGCUGUGUCCUAAUUGUAUAUAGUAUGUACUAUAAUCUAUUCAUGACAGUAUACAGCUUUCUUUUCAGUAGGUAUACAAAAAAUCAACAUAUUUUACCAUUUUAUAUAUACAAGAAAUUAUCAAAUGUGUGCCCUAUUGGAUGUCAAUUAUACAGACUAAUGUGAAUUUAACUUAUAAUAUUUUAUACAAAGUAUGUUGGAACUGUACUCUCGAUGCAAGCUGCAUAUUGUGAUACUAUCAAUAUACAGAAGGGGAAGUUCAGGGAAAACCUGAAUAAACAAAAGGAGAAACCAAACAAAUGAAGAAACAGGGCACGAGGGGUCACUGAAUAAACUUUUUUACAUUCAGACUACCACAGAUUUUACUAAUAACAUUAACAAAGGCUCCAAUUUAAUCAAGUUUCCCAGCACGACAGUGUGACAUUGAGCCAGUGUGCACAAUAAUCCAGGCAGCAGUUACGUUUGUCACCAUAAUGUAAUAUGAAAACAAUUUAGUAUUAUACAGACUCAAUUUCUAAGAGGCAGGGUUGUACCAAGAGCCUGACACUGAAGAAGUUAAAUUAAAUUCAGCCACCAUUACUGUUACACCAACUUUUCCUACUGUGACAUGUUAAAAUCAUAUGAAAAAGGUCUAUUGUUUGAUUAAGUAUAAAACAAAUGUGACUGUACUGUGGCCCUCAUAGUCACCAGACCUCAAUCUGAACAGCUGGUAGAUUUUGGUUACACAGCGCUCCCCACCACAAUCAUCCAAACACCAAAUGAGGGAAUGAAUCCACAGUUUCAGAGACUUGGAGAAAGGAGCGCUGCAGCUGUUCUUAAGACUUCUCGUGGGCCAACAAACUGCUAAGAGACUUUUUUUUACAUGUUAGAUUUUCAUUUGAUUUGUAAUGGUACUCUAUAUUGUACUGCAAAGUAACACAGAUGCAAUUUGUGACGCACAUGUUAAGAAUGAUUUCUUUCAUGAAUAUAGUGCUGCUGUUGUAUUUCUUAAAUUUUUACAUGAAUUCUUUUGUAUUUAUGGCAUGUGUGCUGUGACAUCAGUGUGUGAGCUUCUACAGUGGAAAAAAAACAUGAAGUAUAGUUUGUUUUGUGAUUAAUGUGACUUAUAGAGAUAACGGCUCAUAACAUUGUUAAAUUUGAAAACAGCUUUGGACAAGUUCAAUAAAUAUAGAAAGAACCAUCAACCAAUCAAAUGUGUUACCACAUGGUUUUAAUGGUUAUUCAUGAGUACAUUAACAUGUGUUAGUACUAUUUUGGUGCAGGGAAGGGUGUAUGGAGAUGUUCUCACAUAUCUUUCAUGACACUUUAGACCUGUAUACAUAGAUUAAAUACCAGUAUCGUCUUAAUACAAAUGCUUGUUUAUAGCUGUACAUGUACGUGUGAGACUGUAUGCCA